AUAAGGGUAUAUAUGUAAUUUAAACUUGAACCAAAGGUAAAGAAACCCUAUGAAUUGUAGUAUAUAUAAAGGGAAAAACCCUAGAGAGACACUUCCUUUUGACUCAGCCGUCCGUUUCACAUCAUUUGGAGUUGCAGCAGAGGAGGACGACAAUGGCCCCGAAGAAAGGAGUGAAGGUAGCUGCCAAGAAGAAGACGGAGAAAGUAACGAACCCUCUGUUCGAGAGGAGGCCUAAGCAAUUCGGUAUCGGAGGAGCUCUUCCUCCAAAGAAGGAUCUGACUCGCUACAUCAAAUGGCCUAAGUCAAUCCGUCUCCAAAGGCAGAAGCGUAUCCUUAAGCAGAGGCUCAAGGUCCCCCCGGCUUUGAACCAGUUCACCAAGACUCUUGACAAGAACCUUGCCACCCAGCUCUUCAAGGUUCUUAUGAAGUACAGACCAGAGGACAAGGCCGCCAAGAAGGAUCGUCUUCUCAAAAAGGCUCAAGCCGAGGCCGAGGGAAAGCCUUCUGAAUCCAAGAAGCCCAUUGUCGUCAAGUACGGACUCAACCACGUCACUUACCUCAUCGAGCAGAACAAGGCACAGCUUGUCGUCAUUGCGCACGAUGUUGACCCCAUCGAGUUGGUCGUCUGGUUGCCUGCUCUUUGCAGAAAGAUGGAAGUGCCUUACUGCAUUGUUAAAGGCAAAUCUCGUCUUGGAACGGUCGUUCACCAGAAGACUGCUGCUUGCUUGUGUUUGACAACUGUCAAGAACGAGGACAAGCUAGAGUUCAGCAAGAUCCUUGAGGCCAUCAAGGCAAACUUCAACGACAAGUACGAGGAGUACAGGAAGAAAUGGGGAGGAGGCAUCAUGGGAUCCAAAUCGCAGGCGAAGACAAAGGCCAAGGAAAGGGUUCUUGCGAAAGAGGCUGCCCAAAGGAUGAACUAAGAUGCAUAUCUUUUAUUAUUGUCUGUCAUUUGCUGGGAUUAUCGUAAAACUUGAUAGACCUCUUUUUUGUUUAGCUGUUGGAACUCUUGUUUUGUUUUUAUUAUGGAUGUUUUGAGCACUUUCUUCA
Messenger RNA from Raphanus sativus (radish), 1050 nucleotides. RefSeq names its product 60S ribosomal protein L7a-1. Lineage: Eukaryota; Viridiplantae; Streptophyta; Magnoliopsida; Brassicales; Brassicaceae. Bases 153 to 923 code for a protein of 256 amino acids. The transcript has 4 exons. Gene Ontology annotation, cellular component: ribonucleoprotein complex. The record is from RefSeq and is a predicted model, not a curated record. Gene Ontology annotation, biological process: ribosome biogenesis.